AUGGAUCUCACGGCACCAGUUCACCGCAAUCCACCUCGGACCCAAACGUUCCCUUACCAAACACCGGUCUCUAUGCCAGUUCGUCCCGUCCAACAUUCACCCGCAUAUAUGCGUCCACAUUCUCAUGCCACGUCACCGAUGGAUCCGGGACCGGGACAAAUGAUCUCGAAUUUUUCUCCUCCUCAUUCGGUUCAUUCUUCUCCUCAUCCUAACACUUCUCCACUUCAUCAUAACAAUGUUCAAUCUCUCUCUUCUUUUCCCUCUGUACCAACAUUCCCUCAUUCCGUUUCCGAAACUUGGCAAAAUCGUAUCGUACCUACUUUUCACAACUUGACUCAUACCUUUACCAAUCCGAGUAUGUUUAAUUAUCGUCGUCCUCUACCUUCUGCACCUGAACCAUCAUCUUUCAUUCCUGAAUCAUACACUCCACUGCAUUCUCCUCCAUUUUUACCUAUAAGCUUUGGACGAUCACCUGUCUCGGUCCCGCCGGCAUCUGUACGCCUUCCGUCUCGAGUUGGAUCACGAAUGGAUAAUCUAGCUGAACGAACACCAUCUUGCAUAAUGCAUCAACCGCGACCUCACCGUGUUGUAAACCUCGACCAUAUCUCUGCAUCGGCCCAAAUCCUUCCUGAAAUACAGAGUGCACCGGCGAUUAUGUCCGAAUUCCCGCAGGAAUACCAUCAUACGUCCCCUAAUCAGUCUAACAUAUCACCGCAACAAUGGGUUCAACCACCAAUCCGAGCACCGCCGGACCACCACUACCCUUUCUACUACACUCCAUACCCUGUAUACCAGAGUUUUCAACCACCUCCCGAACAACCACGUUCGGAGACUCCCAAAUUCAAAAUCGAAUACUCCUCUAUCCAUGCGACGUUUCUCGCAACAAUUAAGGAUGCCGAUUCUCUGAAAGACCAAAAAUCAUGGGUGAAAUGGAAUGAAGGUGUAUGGCAGGCAGUUGCAGAUGGCUUCGUUCUAGGCCACAUAUGUGAUGACCCAUCUCCUGGGACUCCUUGGACCGAAUGGAAUACACCCUUAGUUCGACCUAAUCUUUCGUCUCAACCAACACGGAAGGAACUUGAGGCUCGUCUCAAAUGGGAUAAAAAUGAUGAAUGGACUUCUUCGAUUCUGACUGCCCGUUUGUCGGAUAAAGCACGAAACCAUCUUCCUCCUAUGAUCAAUGACCGUGGCGAACGACGUACCGCACGACAAAUAUAUCUCAGACUUAAAGCGGCAUAUCAAGCUGCUCCUGAUAGGAAGGCAUGUCUACGUAUUCAGGAUGAACUUCUCAAUUCCCAAAUCCACGGCAUGGACAUCGAAAAAUUCAAUCUCAAAUGGAGUUCCACGCUUACCACAUUAUGCAACUAUGGAUACAAUAUUCCAUGGGAUACUCUGCUUUCAAAAUACAUAUCGAAAUUACCUUCGGGUCCACGCUAUGUCUAUCUCAAACAAAUGCUCUGUCAAGUCCAUGCCUCGGGCCUCCAUUCCGCCGCUCGGUAUUCCGAAGAUCUACUUCUUAUUGUAAUCUUACUCUUAUUGUUCUUUCUCGCUACACAUACCCUUUCAUUCUAG
Messenger RNA from Lentinula edodes (shiitake mushroom), 1569 nucleotides. RefSeq lists its product as uncharacterized. The transcript has a single exon. The record is from RefSeq and is a predicted model, not a curated record. Lineage: Eukaryota; Fungi; Basidiomycota; Agaricomycetes; Agaricales; Omphalotaceae. Bases 1 to 1569 code for a protein of 522 amino acids.